UGAUUUUUUAUGAGACUAUCAUUUUCCUUGACUGAAAUCGGAGUGCCAGAUACCAAUUUUUAGAGAUUAUCAUUUUAUUUGAAUUCCUGAAAUCAGAAGAAGUAAUUUAUUUGUUCAUUUUUUAUGAUCAUAAGCUUAUGAUGGAUGAUAUUCCCACUAUUUCUAGAGAGAUAACAAGCCCUGUCUUACCCAUAUUUAAUGAUUGUACAGGUGGUAUAUUGAUUCCUCAUCAAAUAACAAGCCAUGUCUUACCCAUAUUUAAUGAUUGUACAGGUGGUAUAUUGACUCCUCAUCAAAUAACAAGCCAUGUCCUAACCUCAGUUAAUGAUUGUAUUCCCACUAUUUCUAGAGAGAUAACAAGCCCUGUCUUACCCAUAUUUAAUGAUUGUACAGGUGGUAUAUUGAUUCCUCAUCAAAUAACAAGCCCUGUCUUACCCAUAUUUAAUGAUUGUACAGGUGGUAUAUUGAUUCCUCAUCAAAUAACAAGCCAUGUCCUAACCUCAGUUAAUGAUUGUACAGGUGGUGAUUUAUCCUUCAUUAAUAAAAGAAAAAGAUGGCAGAUCAAUCAAAAAAAGAAACGCACUAGGGAUAGCGAGGCCCUACAAAAUCUACUAACAACUCAAAAUAAACUUCUGAUAAUGGCCCAACUAUUUCUAGGGAGUUGA
Molecule: messenger RNA, 665 nt
Organism: Gordionus sp. m RMFG-2023
Lineage: Eukaryota; Metazoa; Nematomorpha; Gordioida; Chordodea; Parachordodidae
Exons: 8
Coding region: 138-665 (175 amino acids)
Source: RefSeq, a predicted model, not a curated record